CAGUCCCCCGCAGGGUGAAUCAGAGGGGGAAGCUGACUGACUCUUGGGCUCUUUCUGGAGUUGAAAGUCCACUGGAUACAAAUGGAAAUAUUUUUCCUCUCUUCUACCCUAAAUGCUUUCCAAAACAUGAAGCCACUAAGCUUAUUCAUCUUGAUGGGAUUUAUAGGAGAGUUCCAAGUUUUUUCAAGCGCCCCCUCUCCGGUUCAUUGCCAAUGGGGCUCCUACGGCCCUUGGUCAGAAUGCAAUGGCUGUACCAGGACGCAGACCCGCAGGCGGUCAGUUGCUGUGUACGGGCAGUAUGGGGGCCUUCCCUGUGCUGGAAGCACCUUCGAAACACAAUCGUGUGAACCUGUACAGGGCUGUCCAACAGAAGACGGAUGUGGAGAGCGUUUCAGGUGUUUUUCAGGUCAGUGCAUUAGCAAAUCUUUGGUUUGCAAUGGGGAUUCUGACUGUGAGGAAGAUAGUGCUGAUGAAGACAAAUGUGAGAACUCAGACAGCAAACCUUCCUGCGACAUCAAAAAACCGCCUCCCAACAUAGAACUUACCGGAAAUGGUUACAACGCACUCACUGGCCAGUUUCGGAACGGAGUCAUCAACACUAAAAGCUUUGGCGGUCAGUGCAGAAAAGUGUUUAGUGGAGAUGAAAGAGAUUUCUACAGACUCAGUGGAAAUAUCCUCUCCUAUACAUUUCAGGUGAAAAUAAAUAAUGAUUUUAAUUAUGAAUUUUACAACAGUACUUGGUCUUAUGUAAAAGAAACAUCAAUACAUCAGACGUCAUCUCAGAGUAAAAAGUCCUUCUUUGGAUCUUCAAAAUCUUCUUCAUCUAGAUAUUUUUCAGGAAGAUUUGAAGCUCAUAGGCAAAAGAGUUACCAACUGAUGGUUGUUCAGAACACUGUUGAAGUGGCUCAGUUUAUCAAUAACAAUCCAGAAUUUUUGCAACUUUCAGAAUCAUUCUGGAAGGAACUCUCCUACCUUCCCUCUCUGUAUGACUACAGUGCCUACCGAAGACUGAUUGACCAGUAUGGGACACAUUAUCUGCAGUCUGGGUCCUUAGGAGGAGAAUACCAAGUUCUAUUUUAUAUGGACUCAGAAAAAUUCAAAGAACAUGGUCUGAGUGCAGAAGAUAAACAGAAAUGUACCUCUUCACGGUCCAGCUUUUUAUUUUAUGGAUCAAAGAGACAGAAUUGCGAGUGGCUGAAAGAUGCCUUAAAAGAAGCUUCAGGAACUCGGAGCAAUGUGCUGAGAGGGGACCCAUUUAUCAGAGGGGGAAAUGCAGGUUUAGUGGCUGGCCUGAGUUUACUGGACCUUGACAAUCCAGCUGGAAAUAGACAGAGAUAUGCUUCUUGGGCAGGAUCUGUGACUAAUCUUCCUCAAGUUAUAAAACAAAAGCUGACACCUUUGUACGAGCUGGUGAAAGAAGUGCCCUGUGCCUCUGUGAAAAGACUGUACUUGAAACGAGCUCUUGAGGAAUAUCUGGAUGAAUUUGACCCCUGCCAUUGCCAGCCUUGUCAAAAUGGUGGUGUGGCCAUUGUGGAAGGGACCCAGUGCCACUGCUCCUGCAAACCAGGCACAUUUGGUGUGGCAUGUGAACAAGGAUUCCUUGUAGGGGAUCAAGCGGGAGGAGUGGAUGGAGACUGGAGCUGCUGGACCUCUUGGAGCCCCUGUGUUCAAGGAAGGAAAACAAGGAGCCGGUCAUGCAAUAACCCUACUCCCAGUGGAGGUGGGAAAUCUUGUGUGGGAGAAUCUUCAGAAAGCAGAUCCUGCGAAGAUGAGGAGCUGGAGCAUUUUCGAUUGCUCGAACCACAUUGUUUUUCCCUGUCUUUGGUUCCAACAGAGUUCUGUCCAUCACCUCCUACUCUGAAAGAUGGAUUUGUUCAAGAUAAAAGUACCAUGUUUCCUGUUGGGAAAAGCAUAGUGUAUUCUUGCAACGAAGGCUAUUCUCUUCUUGGAGAUCCUGUUGCCAGGUGUGGAGAAGACCUGCAGUGGCACCUCGGGGAGAUGCAGUGUCAUAAAAUUGCCUGUGUUUUGCCAGCAUUGAGAGAUGGUCUCCAGAGCCAACCGCACCAAGCGUUCUAUGCUGUGGGUGAGAAGGUGACUUUCUCCUGUGCGGGUGCCAUGUCCUUAGAAGGUCCUUCAACCUUUCUCUGUGGCUCUAGCCUGAAGUGGAGUCCUGAGAUGAAGAGUGUUCGCUGUGUGCAAAAAGACACAUCUGUGACACAGGCAGUGCCUGUAUGUCAGCGUUGGGAAAAACUGCAGAAUUCGAGAUGUGUUUGUAAAAUGCCCUACGAAUGUGGAUCUUCUUUGAAUGUAUGUGCUCGAGAUGAGAGAAGCCAAAGGAUACUGCCUCUGACAGUUUGCAAGAUGCAUGUUCUUCGUUGUCAGAGUAGAAAUUACAUUCUAACUGGAAAGGAGAGCUGUACCCUGCCUGCUUCAGCUGAAAAAGCUUGUGGUGUGUGUCCAUUAUGGGGCAAAUGUGAUGCCCAGAACAGCAAAUGUGUCUGCAGAGAAGCAUCAGAGUGCGAGGAAGAAGGAUUUAGCAUUUGUGUGCAAGUGGAUGGCCGGGAACAGACGAUGACAGAGUGUGAGGCUGGUGCCCUUAGGUGCCACGGACAAAGCAUCUCCAUCACCAGCAUAUGGCCUUGCACAGAGGAUGCCCCAUAGGCUCCCAGGAUCCGUAGCAUGGUCUGCUGUCAGGGAAUGCCUUUGCCUGAAGUGACUGAGUUCACUUCUGCAGAGCUGGCAUUUUAGUCAGCUCUUCCAACACUGCACACAUUGGUUAUUCCUUUCCUACAGUUUCUUCUGAAUUCCUUAACUCCCAGACUCCUGUAGAAACACAUACCUUUUGCUUCCAUACCUGAACCCGGAUAAUUCAUUUUGAUUUUCUUUUUUGAAAGAUGUCAGUCAGGAAGAAGAAUAUUCAGAAACUAUGCAUGAAUGAGCUGUGUGAUUUGGAAAAAUUUCCAAUUUCCUUAUGAAUUUUACUUUUUUUAAAAUCUGAAAAUUAAAGGAUUAAAUUAGAGAAUCUUGAAUGCAUUGUUAAGCCCACAGAUGCUCUUCUGUGUGACUGAUUUUACCCUUGGCCAGAACAAAGUCUACAAAUUGAUUAGGGAAACCAAAAAAUGAAGAAACUUUCUUGAGUAAAGUGGAAUUCAAAUAGGAAAAGGUAGAUGCAGUGAUCCCAUGCAAAGCAGGGCAUUUUACCUGCUGAGGCAAGCUCCACGUGUUGGGAUUUCUAAUCUGGGAACCAGUGGAAGCACGGAAAUGUCAGAGUGCUUCAUCACACUGUGGUCACUGGGUUCUUUUGUUUGAGAACAAACAUUCACUUUUCUCUUUGGAAGUUUUCUCUUUGGGGGGUUUCUUUAGUUGUGAAUCAAACAUGAGACCUGUAAUUUGUCCUCCUCCCCCUCUCUCCUUUUGUAGGCACCAUCAUUCAUGCCUGAGUUAUCAAGUGAUUGUAUAUUUGAGCGAGUACUUUUUUCUAAAGUGGUUUCAUGUCUACAUUUUUCAGGGGGAGUAUACAGGUAGAUCAGUUGAAGCAUUGGUCUUCUAUUUAUUUCUUAUUCAUCUUUUGUGAAAACAUAAAUGCAGCUGUAGGAGGUGAAAUGAAUGGGCUUAAAUGGAAUUUAAAAUGCUUUUAUAUAUAAAUAGUAUCGCUAUUUUUCUGAUACUGAUAAAUACAUUGUAACAAAAACUUAAAAUGGAUAAUGAAUAAAAGCUCAUU
Sorex fumeus (smoky shrew) is the source of this 3721-nucleotide messenger RNA. RefSeq names its product complement C7 (gene C7). Gene Ontology annotation, molecular function: protein binding. Gene Ontology annotation, biological process: immune response. Bases 82 to 2661 code for a protein of 859 amino acids. Gene Ontology annotation, cellular component: membrane attack complex. The record is from RefSeq and is a predicted model, not a curated record. NCBI's taxonomy places the organism in Eukaryota, Metazoa, Chordata, Mammalia, Eulipotyphla, Soricidae. The transcript has 18 exons.